GGUCCGGUAGUAGCAAACUAAACGUGGUCGAAUCGGUAUCACACGUUGGGAGCUCUGCUAGUGGCGAUAGAGAGAGAGCGUAUUCGUUACGUCGCGGUUCGUCGGUUGUCGGAAACUUUCGUGUGGAGUGGCGUGAUUUCGCGAGUCGUUCCCGAAUUACGAUUUCAAAAACAAUCAUCUGGCACAAAACUCAAAACAAAGUUUGAAAAUUCGAACUCCUCAAUCGCUGCCGCGUGCCACAUCCAGAACCACCAAUAAUUCUAACGUCUCGAUAAGAUUAGUACUGCACCACUCAAACUAAUCGCCCAAAACGGUAGCACCGGUCCAACAUCACCGAGGUCGCCCAUCGAAUGAAGAUUCCCGCGCCAACGUUGUUACUUGAAAACCAAAAAAAAGAAUCAUCACCAACCGUCCUCACGCAAUCGAGGCCUAAUAAUGAAUCACACUACUCCAGAAACGUCGUGGUCGAAGUCCGUGCUAGAAGCAGCGCGACUCCCUUCGUCGACCUAAUCGUCGGUUGUCGUUUGUCGUCCUGUGGGGGGUUCCAACGUCGAGUCGAACCAGAGUGUACCUCAGUGCGAAGCAAGAAGUGAACCAGAGCAGAGCCCACUGAAGCAUUUGGAAGAGCAGGAGCACAAGUGAGAGUGAUUUGGAGUGUGUGUUUUUUUUUCGGGGGAAUUCGAAACAGAUUAGGACCGAGUGUGGCCGAUUGUGAUAAGAAGACGGGUCGUUUUCUGGGGACACAGUGAUAAGGAAGAGCUUUCCAGGGAGGGAGGCAGUGAUUUUUAAAAGGGGAGAGGGUGAAGGCUGCGAAGAUCAACAGCGCUGACCGUGUAGUACAAUGAAGCCCAGAUUAGCCGGUGGAUUAGCGUUGGUGCUGGCGUUGAGCAUCUGUUUGCAGUCGAUUUCACGCGGAACCUGUGCCGCAGCGGACGGUGACGACGACGACGACGAUUAUCACUACGACUAUGACGACACGUACGGCGAGUACGAAGAUGACAAGCCCGCCGACAGUGACAAAUUGUCCUCGAGUAGUACGACGACGCCCACUUCCACGACCAUCGCCGCCGGAACUACGUCGUCAACGACAGCCGGCGUCCCGCAGUGGGGCAGCGACGAGGACGACGCAUCGGCGAGUUAUCCCUGUCCACGGGGUUGUUCCUGCGAGGAUGGGACGCGCUUUCUGAACUGUUCCCAGCGGUCACUGACCGAGGUGCCGGCGGAUCUACCGAGGAACGUAAUCCGGCUGGAUCUUUCUUGGAACAAUAUUAAGCGAAUCCCGGUGGAGGCGUUCCAGAACAUUACGGAGGUGCGGGAUCUGUGGCUGGAUCGGAACGUGAUCGAGGAGCUGGACAAGGAGGUGUUUAUCGGGUUGACCCGGCUGGACGUGCUCGGUUUGAGUGGGAACCUGCUCGAACAUCUGGCCGUGGAUAGCUUCGUUGAGGCGCACUCCCUGAGGAGGUUGGUCUUGAGUGAGAAUCCGUUGGUGGUUCCGGAUGAGGGACCGUUUUUGCAGCUGCCCGAGCUGGAGGAGCUGGAGUUGGCGAAUUGCAAUCUCACGGAGGUGACUCACGAGUCCUUUGGAGGACUGGAAGGACUGAAGUCCCUGAAUCUCGCCGGGAAUAUGUUCGAUGAGGAACUCAGCACCGAGGUCUUUGAACCGCUGGUCAACCUGCAGCGGCUCCACAUGCCGCCGCUCUCCGAGGACACCGUCCGCGAGCUGUGCGACGUGGUCAAGUCGAUCGACGUGGUCGACAUCACGACGCACAACGUCAGCUGUUUCUACCUGGCCUCGGAGACGUCCUACGAGGAAAGCAUCAUCACGCAGCGUCCGAGCACCACGGAGACCCCGAAACCGAAAGUCGUCCCUGUGGCGCCAAGCAGUACCACCACCACCAAGCCGACGAGGAAACUCGUCAAAACGGAGAACGAAAUCGAGGAAGAAGUCAAGACUACGGCGGCCCCCAAGCUAACCGCGUCAACCCGAAGAUCAACAACUCCUUCAACGACCACCACAACUACGGCAGCCCCCACCGUCAGCGGGCCAUCCUCCGCGUCCAUAACCCACUCGGUGGACGCGGACCCCGCCGUCACCAAGCAGGUCGAGUCCCCCGGAGAGCAAUCCCUCCUAGCCUCCAUCAGCUCGGAAACCAUGAAGCAACUCCUGCUGGGAAUCUGCGCAGCCGGCGUGGGAAUCCUCCUGGUCGGGAUCAUCUGCCGGCGAACCGGACUCAAGAACAAGUUCUGCGGCUCCAAGCGGCGACCCGCGCCCACCGACCAGGUACGACCGGCCGAGGAAGUCCCGCUCAACAAAGUGUAAGGCUAGCGCGGCCCGAACCCAAUUCCAAUUCUGUUCUCGAUUCUUACUUUCAAGUGCGUGUGUGAUAUUACUUAAAAAGUAUUAGAUUACGAAGAGGACGCGAGAGACAAACCGACGAUGACGAAGCCCGUGAUUUGCCGAGCAAAUAGCAGCGCAGUGACGACCACGAAUCGUACGAUGUGGCGCAAUUCUCCAGGAAUGACCGGGGCGCACUGAAUAAUGAGCAAAAACCAGCGUGUGUGUUCUUGUAAAUAUAGCUUGUAGGAAGAGGGUCGCGCAGGUAACAAGGUGUGAAUCAGUGUUGUUUGAACACGUCAUGUGCGUUGAAUGAACGAGAAGAAGACUGUGCGCAGAGUAAGUAGGUUAAACCCCUCCCGAAACACUUCACCAACACUCGCAAACGGGCAGGUGAGACAUUCCUCGUUGGAACCCAAAAGGAAUCCAAGUGCGCGAUAAGAAAGCGAAAGAGAGUAGCGAUAAGAAGAAUUACCGGAUUCGUUAAACAUUAAGUUUUCUUCUGUUUUUUAUUAGACUGUACUGUAGGACUUCUUAUGGAAAAGCAAAAACAAUGAACUCGAACCAAAAAUGAAGCUAACCCCACACAAACAAAUGUUUAGAGGAACAAACAACUAUUUGUAUACGCAAUUUUCGCAAAGUCUGCUCUUCGGGAGAUGAUCAAAUACCAAGUAGGCAGUAGCUUGUAAUCCCCACAAAAAAAAAUCAAGUUAGUCAAAUGUAGUAAAUAUUUGAACACAGCAAACCAUACAAACAUAGUAUAGUUACGCGUUUAGCGACCAGUGAACAAAAGUAGCACCCAACUUUGCACACCGUCAUACAGGUGACAAAGUUUUAAAGGACUGCCAGUGUGCUAAUGCAAAAACAAUACCCUCGGGUGGUGCAUACAUAUAAAUACUGUUUCCAUUCAAGAGUCAACUUCAUCCCGCUUUCAUACAUAAAUACAUACAUACAUAAACGACACAUCAUACACAAUUGCUAGUGAUUUGUAGGCACUUUUAGGUAAAUCCAAACUUUUGUGUACCACUAUUAUACGCGGAGAAGGCAACAGGAUUGUAAGCAAACAAUAUGGUAGUGAAAUAAAUUUGCAAAAUGUGGUAGUUGAAAUAAACUUUG
Messenger RNA from Culex pipiens pallens (northern house mosquito), 3451 nucleotides. RefSeq lists its product as uncharacterized. The record is from RefSeq and is a predicted model, not a curated record. Bases 842 to 2320 code for a protein of 492 amino acids. NCBI's taxonomy places the organism in Eukaryota, Metazoa, Arthropoda, Insecta, Diptera, Culicidae. Gene Ontology annotation, molecular function: protein binding. The transcript has 6 exons.